AUGCUGCGCACCAUCGUCAACUACGAUCGCAUAUGCGUAAUGGAUCAGGGCCGGAUCGCGGAGAUGGAUACGCCCUUGAACCUUUGGGACAAGGCAGAUGGUAUAUUCCGAGGGAUGUGUGAUAAGAGUGGGAUUACACGGCAGGAUAUCAAGAAAUAA
Molecule: messenger RNA, 159 nt
Organism: Aspergillus glaucus CBS 516.65
Lineage: Eukaryota; Fungi; Ascomycota; Eurotiomycetes; Eurotiales; Aspergillaceae
Exons: 1
Coding region: 1-159 (52 amino acids)
Source: RefSeq, a predicted model, not a curated record